AUGAAGUUCCUCCCAUUCUUCACUCUAUUUCUCUUUGCCAAUGGUGCACCGUUGCUGCCCAGCACUCUUCUUCCUCUCCUGUUUUGCGAGUCCACCACGACCAUCAGUGUCGGGGGUACAUACACCGCCACCAGGACCAGUACCGUGACUUCAGCCACACGGACUGUCACCGUCACCGCGCCUCCGUCUGUCUCCAUCACGCGGACCUCAACUACGAUCUUUACUCCCACGUCGAUCACUUGCUUGAGCACUGCAACAACCUUUUCCCCGUACAGACCGCCGCUUGUGACUCUGGCAGCGCGCGAUCCAGCUCCCCAGAUUGGCUGUCCAACAGCACCCCCCAUCACCAUCAUACCUCCCACCGCCAUCCCUGGGCCGUGCACCAAGAUUGAGGGGGACAUUGAUAUCGUGACAAGCACCGUCACAACCACAGUAUCUGGUGUCGCAACAACAACCACAACCCCGAUUAUCGCCCGCUUAAACUACUACCAAUACCUCAACGGCUACAACUACAACAACCCCAACGCCGGUGGCCUCGGCGGCGGCGGCUACGCAACCUCACACUGGAACGGCAACUACAGCUUCUACACCAGCGGCCUAACCCGCAACAUCAACUUCGAGUCCCCCAACUGGCCCACCGGCGGAGCAACCUGCCAACUCCCGGGUCAAGCCGCCGCAACCGUCUGUUCCCAGUGGACCGUCGUCUUCCAGGGCUUCCUCUUUGCCAGGGCCCCUGGCCGGUAUACCGUGCACUCCCCGACAAGCGCGGAGUCGCGCCUCUGGCAGGAUAACUCGGGGUUCUGGUGGGGUGGCCCCGAGGCGUACUCGCAAUACGCUGAUGGGAAUGUGGAUGGGGGUGCAGGGGGCAGUGCCGUACCGGGUGUGCCGAACUCGGUUAGCUAUAGCCUUGUCGCGGGGCAGUUCUUGCCCAUGACGUUUAUUUAUUCGAAUGGGCAAGGCCCCGCCGCGAAUCGGAUUGAUAUCACUGCGCCGGAUGGGAGGAGGUAUCCGGAUGAUUUGAGUUUGUUUGUUCCGCCGUGUGCGGAUAGUGCGUUUGUACCCUGA
Molecule: messenger RNA, 1065 nt
Organism: Aspergillus calidoustus
Lineage: Eukaryota; Fungi; Ascomycota; Eurotiomycetes; Eurotiales; Aspergillaceae
Source: the annotation of a GenBank genome assembly